AUGGAGUAUUCCGGUGCACGAUUGAUCAGUAUCAAAAUAGAACCGAUCAAUAGAGAGGAAUACGACUUAAGGUAUAAUGCGAACAGUAUUGAUCUACCGGGGGAUGAUAUCUGUUAUCAAGAAACAAUUUUGGAUGAAGAAAUUAAUCAAGAGGAUGUACAAUCGGAUGCAUCCGCAAACCACACCGACAACGACCUCGAAAACGUUCCCGAUUGUGAAUCAAAUGGUGCUGCAGAGCGUACGAUAACGAAGCGAAAAAAGAAGCUCUCGUUUUGUGCGAUAUGUGGAAAGUAUUUGCACAACAUUGCCGAGCACCGUCGGAUGCAUCUAAAUAUCCGCACCCAGCAGUGCCCAUACUGUGACAAGUCAUUUGUACAUCGGUCGAAUCUGUACGCUCAUCUUAAUAUUCACACGCAGGAGAGGAUCUACAAGUGUGAAUAUUGUGACAGCGAGUUUACGUGCAUACGGGGAUUGAAACAGCAUCGUACGAUACACUUUGAGGGUCAGUACGAGUGCACCAUAUGCAACAGGAAGUACAACCGAAAGUAUUACCUGCGCAUCCACGUACAGCGAGUGCACAUGCCGAAGGAGAAGCACAAGUGUCUGCAUUGCGAUAGAGAAUUCGUCAAUCCAAAACUGAAGGAAGAGCACAUGCAGAUUCACGAAGAUGGUACAGUCCACGAAUGCGUCGUGUGUCAUCGAGUUUACAAUGCGAGAAAAAAUCUAUUUCGCCACGUACGAGCUGCCCAUCCGGCACAGUUGACCGAAGGAUGA
This is a messenger RNA of Anopheles marshallii, 774 nucleotides long. Its product is annotated as zinc finger protein 480-like. Gene Ontology annotation, molecular function: RNA polymerase II cis-regulatory region sequence-specific DNA binding; DNA-binding transcription factor activity, RNA polymerase II-specific. The record is from RefSeq and is a predicted model, not a curated record. Gene Ontology annotation, biological process: regulation of transcription by RNA polymerase II. The coding region runs from base 1 to 774 and encodes 257 amino acids. The transcript is spliced from 2 exons. NCBI's taxonomy places the organism in Eukaryota, Metazoa, Arthropoda, Insecta, Diptera, Culicidae.